Messenger RNA from Osmerus eperlanus (European smelt), 8863 nucleotides. RefSeq names its product dedicator of cytokinesis protein 3-like. Bases 519 to 5096 code for a protein of 1525 amino acids. The record is from RefSeq and is a predicted model, not a curated record. The transcript has 39 exons. Gene Ontology annotation, molecular function: guanyl-nucleotide exchange factor activity; small GTPase binding. Gene Ontology annotation, cellular component: plasma membrane; cytoplasm. Gene Ontology annotation, biological process: small GTPase-mediated signal transduction. NCBI's taxonomy places the organism in Eukaryota, Metazoa, Chordata, Actinopteri, Osmeriformes, Osmeridae.
AAGGCUAUGUGUUUUUACGCAGUGUUAUGGUUAACACUGUUUAAAUCUUGAAAUGACCGAAUAGCCUAGUCACUUCGUAACGACGAAAGGGAACGUUAAAGACUGCUCUGUCAUUCGAGUUACCGGGAUUAGGACAAAACAAGACUGCUGCCGCACAGACAAAAUAAAUAAAUAACGGUCACGGUCAGUCUCCAUCCUGUCAGCGGUAUGAUGCUGCAUUGAUAGAGUUGGGGAAAGGAAUUCUCACAGACGAGCAGAGGCAGGGCUUACUACGGACAACAGCAGAUUGCGAUGGACUGAGCGCUGAAUGAUAAAAUGUAUUGCAGGUUGGACAAGAAAUGCAUCGAUUGACGAGCGAAAAAUGAGACAGCACCACCACUUUAUUUUUUAUCUUAAAUGAGGACAUGAACACUUUGUAAUUUUUUUACGAACCUGAACGAUUAAUGCAACUUUUCCUUUGAGACUUUCCAUGAAAACGGUUGAAUUGCUUUCUAUUUCUUGGGAAUUUCACAAGCAUCAUGUGGACCCCGACCGAGGAAGAAAAAAUCGGAGUUGUGAUUUGCAACUUCCGAGGCUCGGUGACCCAAGGCCUCCCGCUGGAGGUCGGGGAGAUGGUUCAGAUCCUGGAGAAAUGUGACGGAUGGUACAGAGGAUUCUCCACCAGGAAACCCUCCAUCAAGGGGAUCUUCCCGGUCAGCUAUGUGCACCUGAGGAAGGCUGUUGUCACCAACCGAGGGCAGUAUGAAACAGUGGUGCCGCUGGAAGACGCCAUUGUGACGGAGGUCACGUCGACGCUGCAGGAGUGGGCUUUGCUCUGGAAGCAACUCUACGUGAAACACAAGGUAGAUCUGUUCUACAAGCUGCGUCACGUGAUGAACGAGCUCAUCGACCUGCGCCGCCAGAUGCUGUCAGGUCACCUGACCCAGGACCAGAUCAGAGACGUCAAACGCCACGUCACCGUACGACUGGACUGGGGCAACGAACACCUGGGAUUGGACCUGGUCCCCAGGAAGGAGUUUGAGAUGGUGGAUGCAGACCAGAUCAGUGUGUCUGAUCUCUACAAGAUGGCUCUGGAGUAUCUGUUCAAGUUCAUCAUUCAGUCCAGGGUCCUGUACUCGCGGGCCACCUGCGGCAUGGAGGAGGAGCAGUUCCGGGCCAGCAUCCAGGAGCUCUUCCAGUCCAUCCGCUUCCUCCUCAGCCUGGACAGCCGCAGCUCCGAGAGACUCAUCUUCACCCAGGCCGCCCUGCUCAACUCCUUCCCCGCCAUCUUUGACGAGCUGCUGCAGAUGUUCACCGUGCAGGAGGUGGCAGAGUUUGUGCGCGGCACACUGGGAAGCAUGCCCAGUACGGUGCACAUCGGACAGUCCAUGGACGUGGUGAAGCUGCAGUCCAUCGCCCGCACUGUCGACAGCAGGCUGUUCUCCUUCCCCGAGUCCCGGAGGAUCUUGCUCCCCGUGGUGCUCCAUCACAUCCACCUGCACCUCCGCCAGCAGAAGGAGCUUCUGAUCUGCUCCGCCAUCCUCAGCAGCAUCUUCUCCAUCAUCAAGACUGGCUCCCUGGACUCGUCGGUGGUGGAGGAGGUGGAGAUGAUGGUGGAGAGCCUGCUGGAUGUGCUGCUGCAGACCCUGCUGGCCAUCAUGAGCAAGGCCCAGUCUCAGGAGGCGGUAAGGGGCCAGCGCUGCCCUCAGUGCACGGCUGAGAUCACUGGAGAGUAUGUGUCCUGCCUCCUGUCUCUGCUUCGCCAGAUGACAGACGUCCACUUCCAGCACCUGCUGGACAACUUCCAGAGCAAAGAGGAGCUCAAGGAGUUCCUGCUGAAGAUCCUGUGUGUGUUCAGAAACCUGAUGAAGAUUAGCAUCUUCCCCCGAGACUGGAACGUGAUGAGGCUGCUCACCAGCAACAUUAUCGUGACGACGGCACAGUAUCUCUCCCCCGCCCUGCAUAAGAACUUCACGGAGGCCGACUUUGACUUCAAGGUAUGGAACUCGUACUUCAGUCUGGCUGUGCUCUACAUCAACCAGCCCAGUCUGCAGCUGGAGACUCUCACUGCUGCCAAGAGGAAGAAAGUGUUGGACAAGUACGGUGACAUGAGAGUGAUGAUGGCCUACGAGCUGUUCAGCAUGUGGCAGAACCUUGGUGAGAACAAGAUCCACUUCAUCCCAGGCAUGAUUGGCCCGUUCCUGGGGGUGACCUUGGUGCCCCAGGGGGAGGUCAGGAACAUCAUGAUCCCCAUCUUCCACGACAUGAUGGACUGGGAGCAGAGGAAGAACGGCAACUUCAAACAGGUGGAGGCAGAGCUGAUAGACAAGUUGGACAGCCUGGUUUCUGAGGGGAAAGGGGAUGAGAACUACAGAGAGCUCUUCAGCCUGCUCACCCAGCUCUUUGGGCCCUACCCCAGCCUGCUGGAGAAGAUUGAACAGGAGACGUGGAGAGAGACAGGCAUCUCCUUCGUUACCUCGGUUACCAGACUGAUGGAGCGACUUCUGGACUACAGGGACUGCAUGAAAGGAGACGAGACGGAGAACAAGAAGGUCGGCUGCACAGUCAACCUCCUGAACUUCUACAAGUCAGAGAUCAACAAGGAGGAGAUGUACAUCCGCUACAUCCACAAGCUGUGUGACAUGCACCUGCAGGCGGAGAACUACACAGAGGCUGCCUUCACCCUGCUGCUGUACUGGGAGCUGCUGCACUGGGAGGAACGCCCCCUCAGGGAGUUCCUCCACUACCCCGCCCAGAGCGAGUGGCACCGCAAGGAGGGCCUCUGCCGCAAGGUCAUCCACUACUUCAACAAGGGCAAGUGUUGGGAGUAUGGGAUCCCCCUGUGUAGGGAGCUGGCCUUUCAGUAUGAGACUCUGUAUGACUACCAGAGCCUGAGCUGGAUCCGGAAAAUGGAGGCAGCGUACUACGACAACAUCAUGGAGCAGCAGCGUCUGGAACCGGAGUUCUUCAGGGUGGGCUUCUACGGACGCAAGUUCCCCUUCUUCCUCAGGAACAAGGAGUUUGUCUGCCGGGGUCACGAUUACGAGAGACUGGAGGCCUUCCAGCAAAGGAUGCUGGGAGAAUUCCCACAAGCCAUUGCCAUGCAGCAUCCCAACCAGCCAGAUGAAGCCAUCUUACAGUGCGAUGCUCAGUACCUCCAGAUAUAUGCGGUGACGCCGGUACCGGAGAGCGUGAACGUUCUCCAGAUGGACCGCGUCCCCGACCGGAUCAAGAGCUUCUACCGGGUCAACAACGUGCGCCGCUUCCGUUACGACCGGCCCUUCCACAAGGGCUCCAAGGACAGAGAGAACGAGUUCAAGAGCUUGUGGAUUGAGAGAACCACCCUCAUCCUGACGCACCCCCUGCCCGGCAUCUCCCGCUGGUUCCAGGUGGAGAGGAGAGAACUGGUGGAGGUGAGUCCCCUGGAGAACGCCAUCUACGUGGUGGAGAACAAGAACCACGAGCUGCGUACGCUCAUCAGCCAGUACCAGCACAAGCAGCUCCAUGGCAACAUCAACCUGCUCAGCAUGUGUCUGAACGGGGUCAUCGACGCCGCCGUCAACGGAGGCAUCGCCCGCUACCAGGAAGCGUUCUUCGAUAAGGAGUACAUCUCCAGUCACCCUGAGGACACAGAGAAGAUCACCCAGCUGAAGGACCUGAUGCAGGAGCAGGUUCAUAUCCUGGGAGUGGGUCUGGCUGUUCAUGAGAAGUUGGUGCACCCAGAAAUGCGUCCCCUGCACAAGAAGCUGAUAGAUCAGUUCCAGGUCAUGAGGAGCAGCCUGUUCCACGGUCUGCCAGGUGUGGACAAGCCUGGCCCGGGCAGCAGCACUCCCAGAGGCAUCCUGGCCUCCCAGAGCCCCCUGAGCCCCGAGAGCUUCAAACUCAUGCACAGGCACAGCCUGCUGGCUUCAGUGCGUCAGUCGUCCUCCUCUCUGUCAUCCCACUCCUCCAGUGAAACGGGGAACCUGCUCAUCCUGACAGACGGCCUGGUGCUGGAGCACCCCGAGGACUUCUACCGCAUGCAGCCCAGCCCCUCCUCCUCCAGCCUCAGCUCCACCCACUCGGCCCCGUCACAGAUGAUAAACUCCGCCCCCUCCUGCAUCAGAGUAGGGUCUCCGUCUCUCCCUGAUAAAUUCCGCCACAACCGGGAGAUGCUCAUGCUGCUGCCUCCUCACCGGGACAGGCCCAGCAGCGCCAUGUACCCCAACAUCACCGAGAACGGACAGCCAACCAAUUUCCAGCGAGCGUUGUUCCACCAGGUGAUUGGUCCAUGCAAGCCAUGCAGCGACCCCAAUCUAUCAGUGGCAGAGAAAGUCCUGACCACGCCCAGCAGCUGGAGUCUGGACAGUGGCACCAGGGAGGCCCUCCCCUUCCUGUCGGCCCACGUGGGCAGUGUCCUGGCCCCCCCGGUCCCCCCUCGCAGCCUGCCCCCUGGACACUUCUCGAUGCACUUUGAUGCUUUCCACCACCAGAUCAGCGACCUCCCUCCAGCUCUCCCUGCGCGCUCCUUAAGAAAGUCUCCCCUGCACCCUAUACCUGCCUCGCCCACCAGUCCCCAGUCCGUCCUGGAUGGCAGUAACUCCACCCUCUCUGGCAGUGCCAGCAGUGGCGUCUCUUCACUCAGUGAGAGCAACUUCGCCCCCGCCGGCCAAUCAUCUUCCUCCUGCGAGCCGCCCGUACGCACCGACACACUAGACUCCGCCCCCAGCAGCCAGACGUGGACCACGGACGGCGAGGACCUGGACUCCCCCUCCCCCUACCUGGCCGUGCGCUACAGCGUGUCCGAGCCCGACGUUCUGGAUGGAGCCAAGCUCCCGCCCUGCCGCAGCCUGUCCGCCCCCGGCGGCGUGGCCCCCAUCCUGGCCACCGUCCCCCAGGAGGGCCCCCUCCACCUCCACUACCCCCACCCGCCCCUCUACCACCACCACGAGCCCCCCCCGGCCCUGCCCCCCAAGCCCUACCUCAGGGAGGGCUGCAUCCCCGAGGAGGACCUGUGCCCUCCGUCCUCGCCGGCACCCCUCAGGCCCAUGCCCCGCAAGAUCUCCCAGCCCCUCCUGGGGGGUAAGGAGGAGCAGGCCAAGGUGGCGUGGCAGCAUGGGGUCAGCAGUGAGGAGUAGGCUCAGGACAUGCUCAGGUCAGGGACAGUGCAGCUGGGAGCGAGGGUGGGGAACACCACCGUCGGGAACGAACUUCAAACCUGUAGGAUGUCAACCUGAUUCAUCUCUGUGGAGAUUUACUUUAUAAAUCUUCCUUAUCAAUUGCAGUUGGAAGGUGGGUUAGGGUUAGGCCGGAAAAGGGUUAAGUGAUAGAUUCUGUCCCCCACUCCCCGCCCCCGCCCCUGUUCCCCAUACCACACCCUGUCCCCUCCAGCCCCUCCAGUCCUUCAGAUGCGAGGCUCUACGUUUCCUAACCAGUUGUCAUCACUGUGUGUCCCCACUACAUGUUCAGGAAGUGUCUUUGUAAUGAGUGUUUCUAAACCAAACUAGGCAGUGAUGUCAUACUGGACGUCAUGUUCAUCUCUAAUGAUGUCAUACUGGACGUCAUGUUCAUCUCUAAUGAUGUCAUACUGGACGUCAUGUUCAUCUCUAAUGAUGUCAUACUGGACUUCAUGUUCAUCUCUAGUGUGUCAAAUUGUGUCAAAUUGUGAUACUCCACUGAUACGGUACAGCUACCUUUUCACUCGCCACAGAUUCUAGCUGAAUCAUAGUUCAGGGCCAAAACCAGAGGUCAUUGCACAAAGAUGAUCAGUUAACUGAUUGCUGUUUGAUUCGACAGUUAAUGAUCUGUAAUUCGAUAAAGACCUGCAGUUUGCCAUCUCAACUGAGGAUGCACUUUAGUACAGAUGCCCUGGCACCAGAACCUUCCAACUCACUUAUUUUUCUAUACAUGAACUGAGAUGGAUAAACAAUGUGGGUUUGGUUCUGGUUGUAAAGGGCUUUAGAUAGAUUAUCUGUAGGCUACUGGAAUGGUGGAUUGGUUAUUUGGUAACUAGAUAAUGGUUGUGCGUCUGGACUACCACCUGCACAGAGUUAAUGGACAGUUGAAAGGAGGAAAGUGUUGAGUCACUGUUGAUCAGAGAUGUCAGGUUACACUUAAAGUGUAACUCUUUUUUUCCCGUAGUUUCCUCUCCUCACAGAGCAGCGCUUGUUUGGUACAAUACUCGUAUGAUAAUAUGCCCCGCCUGCUAUCGACAAGCCCAAAUAUCCAAAUAGACCUCAGUGGAUGUCUUUGGUCUAGCGGUAAAUGUUCUGUGGGGGUGUUUGGUCAGAUCCCCCAACUCAGCCGUUACCGUGACACUCAGAGGGAAGGUUACGAUGCUAUGACAGCCUGAUUCUAGCUGAGACAGACACUUGAGAAUGAAGCGCUUCAUUUGAGAAUGAAGCGCUUCACUCUGUCAUGGUCUGCAGGCUGAAGAAUCUGUACACUUCAUCAAAGUUUUCUCUUUUGCAACAAAGCCUGCAGUAUUUUUGCUUAUCUGGAAAGGCAAUAUCAGCAUGAACCUCUCUUGGGAUAAAACUCUUUUUGAUGUCAGGGUGAUGGAACAAAGAUAAUAUAUAUAUAUAUUUUUAGUGCUGCCAAUGUCUGCAAAUGUAUGGUGUACAGUAAUGUAUGGUAAAGUAUUGAUAUAAUAUAUAUGAUCCUUAGCAAAGGAGGAAAGAGUUGAUGAAUAUGAUAUGCAAGACACUGGCCUUGAAGCCCACUAGUAGCUGUGGAAUCCAGGAUGUGGUCUCACUGUCUAGUGAAGGGCAGUGGAGAGCCAAUUUGAAAAUACAAAAAAUCAAGAAAUAAUCAUAAAAUAGAUAAUGUUUUGAUUUGAUACUUUACUUCCUGUUUGUUCGUUCCGGGGAAAAGGCCACUGAUAUGAAGGUGGUUGCUCCCCCAUCUGCUGUCAGGAAGAUGAGAUGGAGAAGGAGCUUUUUCUAGCAUAUUCCUCUCUCAGACUGUUGGAGAUCUUUCUUUCUGGAAAUAUCUACUUUUCUGAAACGGUCUGAAACUUUGAGCUUGUUGAAAGGUGUUGGUUGGUUGGAACAUCUUAAGUUUCUACACUUCCUGGUUAGGGAGCGACUGUAGCUGUCCACUAUUCUUUCCUGUCUCUCUGUCUCUCUGUCUCUCUCUCUUUCUCUCUCUCUCUCUCUCUCUCUCAAUACUGCUCUCUCAAUACUGCUCCAUGCUUCCUGAUUCUGUAGGCGCAUCCUCUCCUCUCCUCCUUAUUAAGAUGGUGAGAUGGUGAGAAAUUCCUUUUGGAAUAAUUCCAUUUUUAUAACUUCUACCCGACCAUGUGUUCCCAUAUGUUCUUGUUGUGUGAAGCAGUGAGUUUUCCGGUGUGCGUCUGGGUCUGUGUGGUCACAGUGUUCAGUCACAGCUUCUCCAACACCAUCUCUCUCUCUCUCUGAUGGUGCUCUCUCGCUCUCUGUCAAGAUUUCUCUGCUCUCUUACAGAAGGAACAUACACUGUAAACUUGUACAAAUGACCAGGUAGAUGCAUGCCUCUGUAUGAGGGACUUUCUUUUUGUAAUUCAACAACUGAAAUGAUUUUUGAUUUGUUUUCAUCCUAUGCUAAUGUGUAGCGGAUAGAGAACAUAUAACGUCUCACUUAUGAUAUGGUGUAUUUAUUUAACCACUUAUAACACUUGAAAUAAUGUCAAAGCAAUGCUACCCUGUCAGGCUGUCUGUGGGCGCUCCACACCUGUGUGUUUGAUGAAGGUGGAAAAAAAGAGAGAUUGUAAAUUGCAUGUACUAUGUACCACCCAGGACUGCUGGACCCCAGUUUAAGGUGCACUUGAUUUAACUUACCUUGCAUGAAGACUCUCCAUUUAAGGAAGUAUUUCCAUUGUGCUGUCAGGUUAAAUCAAGGGCACCUUUUGACUAUUCUAGAUCCCUUCAUGACCCACGUCUGACUCCGGACUGGCCCAGUGAGAUUAUUCAUAUUUAAUCAUGCCUCUUAAUUUAGUCAGCAAAAAAGGAUCUGCAGGCUCCAAACGUGUACCUGCAGUGGACUCCCUCAGGGCCAUCUUGAGGUAAGAGGAUUAAAAAGAGGAAGGUUUGAGUUACCAGCUGAGGUCUGAUGGGGACUGGAGCAGGUCACAGCCCAACAUGUACUACCCAGAAGUGGAAAGCACACCUACUAUAUGCAGAGUGAAGCCACAUUUAAUGAGAAUAAACUAUGCAAAGUUCCAGAAUUUCAUGAACAUAAGACAUAUGUAUGUUAUCGGUUUAAAAAUGGGUUUCCCUAAAUGUUUUUACUGAGCUCAAAGUACCUUUUUAAAAAUACAUUUCCGACAAAAAUCAGAUUUUUUUUUGAUAGAUCCACUGCAGUAGCACAGAAGAUGUUUGAGGAAGAGAAUUCAACUACCCACUACAAUGUAAGAUUAUGUUUGAAGAUGCACUGACAUGUCUUUUAGGAUACUCAUUUGUCCCUACUACUCCACUUGUCCGUGUGAGGAUGAGUCCAGUAGUAAAGCAAGCUGUACAUAGCCUGCAGUUUAUUUCACACAGGGUUCAUUUGUUAGAGAAAAUAGAAGCAGAUGUAAUUUGAAUAACAAAAUAUGAUUUUGCAUGGCAUCAGCGUUGGAUGCCCUCUAGUGGCCAAUGCUGAAAUCACAGCAGGUUUUACCUUUUUUUUAUUUUUUAUUAUUUAAAGCCAGCGCCUGCUUGCCCGACUGUACCUGCCUCCAUAAUACUGAUACAUUCUUGCCAUUUUAGACAUAGUUCUAUUAUUUCUGUGUUGCGUGGUAGAGUUUAGCAGAUGUGGAACUGUGUGCAGGUGCAGGUUUGGGUUUGUUCUAGUAAGUUGUACGACUACGUUCUGACAGAACCGGAUCUGGGGUGAGAGUUCUGGUGAGAGAGUGACCGAAGAGAGGCAGAACAGCAGAUAUAGCUGCGUU